This is a messenger RNA of Xenopus laevis (African clawed frog), 2606 nucleotides long. It is a transcript of the gene puf60.L, whose product is annotated as poly(U) binding splicing factor 60KDa L homeolog. The transcript has 11 exons. The coding region runs from base 187 to 1776 and encodes 529 amino acids. NCBI's taxonomy places the organism in Eukaryota, Metazoa, Chordata, Amphibia, Anura, Pipidae. The record is from RefSeq and is a predicted model, not a curated record.
GCAAUAUUCAAGUAUUAAAGUGAGAACAGGACUAUUGAGAUCUCACGAGAAUCCGGCGACAAGCCGCUAGUCUCGCGAGACGCUAGCAUCCAUUUUGUUCUCUGAUAAGAAGCCAUUGGUAGAUGGUUCGGGAAGAGGAAAUUCUCGCGAGAUCUCGCUGUGGUAGAAAGUAAUCACAGGGGAGCGAUGGCGACUGCAAUCAUGUUGAGCGUCGACUCCAUCAAGCUGGAAAAUGGACAGAGCACCUCUGCAAAACUGGGUCUCCCUCCCCUCACUCCAGAGCAGCAAGAGGCGCUGCAGAAGGCCAAGAAGUAUGCGAUGGAGCAGAGCAUCAAGAGUGUACUAGUGAAACAGACCAUUGCACAUCAACACCAACAACUCACCAACCUACAGAUGGCAGCAGUGACUAUGAGCUUUGGAGAUCCUCUCUCACCUUUACAAUCGAUGGCAGCGCAGAGGCAGCGUGCCCUGGCCAUCAUGUGCCGCGCGUAUGUGGGAUCCAUCUAUUAUGAACUGGGAGAAGACACCAUCCGGCAGGCAUUUGCUCCAUUCGGACCCAUAAAGAGCAUAGACAUGUCCUGGGACUCGGUCACAAUGAAACAUAAGGGAUUUGCAUUUGUGGAGUAUGAAGUUCCAGAGGCAGCCCAGUUGGCGUUGGAACAGAUGAACUCUGUCAUGUUGGGUGGCAGAAACAUAAAGGUGGGCCGGCCCAGCAAUAUUGGCCAGGCACAACCCAUUAUAGACCAGUUAGCGGAGGAGGCCCGCUCUUUCAAUAGGAUUUACAUUGCCUCCGUGCACCAGGACUUGUCAGACGAGGACAUCAAGAGUGUGUUUGAGGCAUUUGGGAAGAUCAAGUCUUGCAUGCUGGCUCGUGAUCCAACCACCGGCAAGCACAAGGGCUAUGGCUUUAUAGAGUAUGACAAGGCCCAGUCCUCGCAGGAUGCAGUCUCCUCCAUGAAUCUCUUUGAUUUGGGUGGUCAGUACCUUCGAGUUGGAAAAGCUGUGACUCCCCCAAUGCCUCUGCUCACACCUGCAACACCUGGUGGGCUACCUCCUGCAGCAGCUGUAGCGGCCGCAGCUGCAACUGCCAAAAUUACAGCUCAGGAAGCUGUCGCUGGAGCUGCUGUCCUGGGAACACUUGCUAGCCCUGGGCUAGUAACCCCUGCACUGACACUGGCACAGCCCCUGGGGGCACUGCCUCAGGCUGUUAUGGCUGCACAGGCCCCUGGUGUUAUUACAGGCGUGACCCCAGUGCGCCCUCCUUUGCCAGUUGCCAUUCCCCCAGUUGGGCUAGUUACCCCUCUACUUUCCAGUCCUCCAACGUUAGCCCAACUAGAGGUGAAGAAGGAGAAGGAAGAAGAGGAACUGUUGCCUGAGUCAGAGAGGCCGGAGAUGCUGAGUGAGCAGGAACAUAUGAGUAUAUCUGGUAGCAGCGCCAGGCACAUGGUCAUGCAGAAGCUCAUGCGCAAACAGGAGUCUACUGUCAUGGUCCUGCGCAACAUGGUGGAUCCUCGUGAUAUCGAUGACGACCUGGAAGGAGAGGUCACAGAGGAGUGUGGAAAAUUUGGAGCAGUGAAUCGGGUCAUUAUUUACCAGGAGAAGCAAGGGGAGGAGGAAGAUGCUGAGAUCAUUGUUAAAAUCUUUGUGGAGUUCUCCAUGUCCAGCGAGAAGCAGAAAGCCAUCCAAGCCCUGAAUGGCCGCUGGUUUGCCGGACGUAAAGUAGUCGCUGAGGUUUAUGAUCAGGAGAGGUUUGAUAACAGUGACCUGUCUGCUUAAUUGGCCUCGGACUCUUGUACAUGCCCCACCCUCUUCCUCCUCCUCCUCCUCGUAUUGUGCUCCUUUUAUAAUUCUUUGUGCCGUGUCCUUGUUUCUGGGGGUAGAAGCUGAGAAAUAAAGUAUUUUUGUUUUUUUUCCCCCAUUUUCCCAAUUCUUUCCCUGCCUCUGAUAAAGUUCACACACUCCAUGUAAAUAUCUGCAUUAGUUCUGUAGUUCUCCUUCAUCUCAGUAGCAGUUGGGCAGGUUUAUAUAGUGAAUAAAGUAUCCCCUCUUGUAAAAUACAAGGUUAUUCUACGUUACUGAGGAGUUCCAUGACCAAAAUGUCCUCUACCCAAACCCUCUGUCCGACCUACAAAUACAUAACUUACCUUCCAACCUGAAACCACAAAACUGGAAGUGAUGUUGCCCCGGAGCCUGCUUGGACAUGUAAGGGGAAAAAUAUUGUCUUAUCCACAGGCAAGGGUGGAAGGAACCAGUCCUACACUGUAGUCAGGUACCCAGGUGGUUACCUACAGACUUUAUGCUCAAAACCUGGGGGACCUGGCUGCUUUGUGGGUGCUGGAGCUGAUCCAUAUAUACAAAAUAAAAGCAGAACUCUGUGUAUACCAACGGCUUUACCUUCUGGAGCUGUGAAUCCCUGAUGUAUGGCCGUGUCAUUCAAUGUAGUUCAUGUGGAUUCACAGUGUCUGGUAUACAGGGCUCUAGCUACUGGCCAACCCUGGGAACUGCAGCUAAAAGCCCAAGUGUCUAUAUGUCAAUCAUCUUGUCAUAUGUCCCUGUUCCAACUAAAACCACCUUUAAAAUAAAGCUUUUACAUCUCUUGCCUUGAA